AUGGGAAAUACCUCGUCGCAGCCGGCGGCUCCGGACGCAGACGUCUUCGCGGCGCCAACUCCGCGUAAGCCCGGUCACGAAGACGACAUUGCCGCAUCCUCCCAGCUCGCCACUGAAGCGCAAACCCCACAGUCUGACACGCAGAAGAAGAAGGAUAAAAAGGGCAAGAAGGAAAAGAGGCGUAGUCGCGACUUGCAAAAUGCUGCAGAUGAAAACACGGCCGACCCGGUGACGGAUGGCGCUGAGAAUGCACCAGUCUCUCCUGUGCCUGUUCCCGAUGCUCCUCAGAACAAGGACUCCCAAAAGAAAAAGAAGAAGCGCAGGAGCGCGCCGGAUGAGGCCGCGCAAGAACCUUCGACCUCUGCGCCUGAGCCUGCGCCUGCUGAGACUGUGACAGAUGCGCGCGACGCUGACGCCGGUGCUACUCAAGACGGUCCCAACAAAAAGAGGAAGAGAAAAUCAAAGGAUGCUGCUGCCGUCUCUGCCAAUCCCGACGCGCAAUCGAAGUCUGAGGCCGUUGCUCCUACUCCGGUGCCGGUCCUCGAGGCGCAAAAUGCUGAUGAGCGCUCAAACAAGAAGCAAAGGAAAUCCAAGCGUGACGUCCCAGAGAACGCGCCGGCAAAGAUCUCCUCGACACCAAUUCCUCUCCCUAUUCUUACCGCGGUGCCAGUCCAGAACGUGCCAAAGUCAGCUCAAGUGCAAGAUAACGCUUCUACACAAGCUGCUGAAACUCAACAACCACAGGCAUCUAAGAAGUCUAAAAAGAAGUCUGACACUCCGGAGGCCAACAAGGCGGUAUCUGCUGGUGAUAAGGUAACCCCUGUUCAGCUACCAGAGCCGGCGCAGACAACGGCAGAAAAUGCCGACGUCGCGCAAACAGAAGAGUCGUCUGAAAAGAAAAACAAGAAGAAGAAAAAGAAGUCACGGCACGACGAAGUUGCGACAGAAGAUCCUGUCCAGAAUGCGGCUACUCCCGAGGCCGCAGCUGAACCAGCUGAAGCGGCUCCACAGUCGCGUGUCGAAGUUCCUGAAGCGGAUGCAAACGAAGAGGCCAACUCGAGCAAGAAGCAGAAGAAGAAAAAGAGAUCUCGCAACCCUACUCCUGCCCAAAACGAAGUUUCUGUUGGCACCGAAAUGUCGGUGCCUGACAAUUCAGCUCUUAUUGACCCCGCUCUCGAAAACCAUGGCGUUGUCAACGGAAAUGCCCAACCGACUGAAGUGCCUCACGAUGGCUCACAUGCAAAGCAGAAGAAGCGUAAGCGGACUGGUGAUGCUGAGCCAAGGACAGAGACCGUUACGGGGCCAUCCCCAUCCGAAGCUACGCCUCCUAACCAUCCUGAGGCUGCCUCUCAGCCUAAGCCCAAGAAACGCAAACAGAAAACCGAUUCUGUCUCUGCGGAUGCGGGCAAAGCUGUAGAGUCAACUAAGGAUACUUCUGGGGACAACCCGGUCACAAACACUGGUGACUUCCCUGAACAAGGUCCCUUUACUGCCAAGGAGCUGGCUCGUCUUGACGGGUCAGUAGAGAGCUAUCGCGAGUACCAUAACCUGACCCAAGAGCGCGUAAAUGAACUCAUCCAGGGCGUUUCUGGAAUGGAUGAGUCGGUCAGGCCAAUGUGGGACGAGAUUACGGGGUCGUUGCCUAACCGUAAACGUCAGUCGAUCUACAGGCUUUGUCGCCGCAGGUACCACAACUUUGAUAAGCGUGGCAGCUGGACUCAGGAGGAAGAUGAAGAGCUGAGACAAGCCCACAACGCGGCGCCCGGUCGCUGGAAGGAGAUUGGCCAGAGGAUCGGCCGCAUGCCCGACGAUGCUCGUGACCGCUGGCGUAACUAUCUCAAGUGUGGCGAGGCCAAGGUGACUGAGAAGUGGGAUGACAAUGAGAUCAACAAGCUGCUGAACGCCGUGCAUGAGUGCUGCGAUUUGCUUCUCAAGCAGCUUCCGGAAGAACACGAGCGCUACUGGCGCAAGGAACUCUCGUGUGAGGUUGUCGGCAAGCCCUUCUGGACCAAUCCCGAUAUUCGCGACUUCGUCCACACCCUGCCAGACUUCUUGACUGCCCUGCGUGAUGUAGUAGAGCAUCGUGCACCCAGCAAUAGCGGCAAGACGCGGCGGGCGGCCGACGCUCCUCCCUUCGAUGAAGGCGGUAACGUCAUCAUCGAUUGGAACCUGGUCAGCGAGAAGAUGGGACAACGCCGCAGUCGCUUGCAGUGUCUGAUGAAAUUCAGAGGACUCGAGCGGCACUUCUCGGACAGCAGAAAGCCGCGUCGACCAGACUCGGACAGUUGGCGUCUCAAGAACGGAUACUUGAUGUACCAGCGGAUGCUACCGGGCGACAAGUACAACAUUGUGAAGACGCUGGCGACUAUGGGCGCGGCAGACGAAGAGCGCAUCUACUGGGCACGUGUCCAGAGCAACGAUCCCGACACCGACUGGAAGCCUCACGUGCGCAAAGCGGCAUUGCAGGAAAUGAAGAAGCUGGUGCCUCCGCAGGAGACUUUACCGGAACUUCUCAGCAGUCUGAUGCGCUAUUUGGAAACGAAUCAUCCCAACGAGCUGCGCGACUUCUACGUAAUGCCGCCGAAGGAGCCUAAGCCCAAGCCGGAGCCGAGAUACAAGCUUUCAGCGGCCAGGAUUUCGGAAGAGGAUGAUGAGCAGGAUGAAGAUGGCGACUUGAGAAUGGGCAUGCAGGGCGCGAGCGCGCAGGGCAACAUGGACGAUGACGUUGACUCUGUGCUCGGGCACAGGGACGACGAGGACGAGGCCGAGAAUCAGGGUCGCGGCUAUCCGGCCUUUAUGGCCGGUGCGCACAGCGUAGCACAUGACGGUGGGAGAUAG
This is a messenger RNA of Aplosporella prunicola CBS 121167, 2838 nucleotides long. RefSeq lists its product as uncharacterized. NCBI's taxonomy places the organism in Eukaryota, Fungi, Ascomycota, Dothideomycetes, Botryosphaeriales, Aplosporellaceae. Gene Ontology annotation, molecular function: DNA-binding transcription factor activity; transcription cis-regulatory region binding. The record is from RefSeq and is a predicted model, not a curated record. The transcript is spliced from 2 exons. Gene Ontology annotation, biological process: regulation of DNA-templated transcription. Gene Ontology annotation, cellular component: nucleus. Bases 1 to 2838 code for a protein of 945 amino acids.